This is a messenger RNA of Daucus carota subsp. sativus, 3025 nucleotides long. RefSeq lists its product as uncharacterized. The transcript has 9 exons. The record is from RefSeq and is a predicted model, not a curated record. NCBI's taxonomy places the organism in Eukaryota, Viridiplantae, Streptophyta, Magnoliopsida, Apiales, Apiaceae. The coding region runs from base 116 to 2365 and encodes 749 amino acids.
UAAAUUUCGGCAUAGGCGAGAAAGCAAUAAAAGCCAGAUUGGCGGCAAUACAAGUUGUAUGAAUGCACACAAAAUGCAUCACACUCGUUAGGGUUUCAAAACAAAUCGAAGAAGAAUGAGGCGAGGCAACAAUUUAUCAAACAGGUCUGCUUUUCGUAGAGAUACAAGGGGGGACAGGAAAAGGAAAUUUCCCGAUGCUAGAAGUCAUCAAAUGCAAAACGUUAGGCCAAGUGCGUGUUCUGAACAACGUGAGCGAGUAGAGGAUUCAAGAUCUGAUGGUGCUAAAACUUCUGAGUUUGCGUAUUUCAAAAAACUAAAGAGGGAAGCAGCUCGAGGUGAAUUGCGUUCUAGGGAUAGAGAGAAGAUGCAGUUCACGGAUGUGGAGUCGAACCAUUAUGGAAGAGAGAAAAGAGUGAAGCUACAACCAAUGUUUAAUGAACCGAAGUCGUCAGUUCCAAUUGGAACUAAAAGAUCUGGCGAUCAGCCUUGCUUAACACCUCCUGUUCGUGCACCAAAGAGCUCUGAGAUAAACAACAUGGUAGAAACUAGCGACAAAGACAUUAUUUUACCGUUGCUGAACGAAAAGGUUACUAUACCAAGUAACCACAAUCAUUGGCCCUCAUUUUCACGGAGUUACCCAAAUAAUACAGGAGUGCAGCAUUGUGACAAAGGAAUCUUUGGCUUAAAGAGGCAAAGAUUACUUCAGUGGGUUUCUGGUACUUUACAUAAGGAAAUUGACGAGCUCUCUUCAGAGGGGUUCAGUUUGGUCUCUAUGCUCCUCAAUCGCCUGUUUCCUGAAGACAAUAAAGAGAAUCGUGAUUGGGAGCCAAAAUAUAGUCAAGCAGAUAUUAGUGCCCGGGAUCAGUCACCUUGGAUUCCCAAUGAUGAUGAUAAUACACAACAUUCCAGGGGACACUAUGGGAUGCUUAAAUACCACUUAAUGGAAUCUGAAGAUGCUGCGUAUGAAGAUUAUUCUUUCACACAAAAUUUGUAUGAAAGUUGCAGAGAUGUGGUUCUCCCAGAUUUGGAAACUGGGGGUGGAGACUCUCCUUUGACAUCUUACCCCGUUAAGUCUUAUUCUUCCUGCAUUAAUAUGAAACCUUACCAUAAAAUAGAUGCCCCUAUUACCGAGAACUUUUUCCCUGAAAGUAAUAGUGCCCGAAAUCAGUUACCUUUGUUACCUCGUGAUAAUAUACAUCCAAUGGGACAUUGGCGGAAGCAUACAAAUCACUUGGAAUUUGAAAAUGCUGGGUACCAGGAUUAUGGUUUCACACGAUAUAUGUCUGAAAGCCACUGUGAUGUGAUUCUACCGGAAUUGGAUAAUGUUAAUGCAGACUUUCCUUCAACUACUUACCCCAUUAAAACUUAUUUUCCUUGCACAUAUGUGAAAUCUGACCCUUAUAGAGACGCCUCAUUUACCAAGAGCUUGUUCCAAGAAAGCAAUCCAUGUUUUCAGUUGCAACUAGAAAAUUAUGGAUCGAUUGCCUUGGCAAACCAUCCCAAGAACUUCGACACAUGCACUGAUACAAAUGAUUCUCUAAUUGAGAGAGAACCACAUGCUCUUCUAUUAGGUUGGGAUCAUAGCAGUGAAAAAGAUGAACAAGAUUUAUCGAUUUCGUUUUACAAUAGAAAUGUGAAUUUAUUGGCACAUUCUGGGGACAGUGAUCACUGGCAGAGUCAUCAUACGGAAGAUGAGAAUGCAUUGUCUUCAUCUUCUUUGGUUUCAAGUUAUUUCUUAAACUGCAAUUCAUUAGCGCCACCCAGUUCAACAAACUUUCGCUCCACUAGCAAUUCUGGGAGAUACUUUGAAUAUGAGGAUUGUCUUUACGCAAAGCUCGACCAUUUUCCAGUACCAUUCUCGUGUGAUUUAGACUCACUAAAGUAUCUUUAUGGUCCAUCGGAGGAUUUCUCAAUGAACAAUCACUCAGGAUUCAGAAGUGAUGUAUUAUCCUCCCAAGACCACUUUUGGAAUCUGAACAAAGUUAUCUGUGAAAACAGUUUUCAUGAUCAGGAGUCCCUCUUCUUUUCAACAAGGCUAGACCGAGAGCUGGGAGAGAAGCACUUAACGGUAAGUGAUUACUCUACCGAAAAUCAGUUAUCUUUGCUCCAUGCUUAUCAAAAUCCCCAGCAUGUUGGACCUUCCGCAUGCUUUGUUGAAGAGGAUAAGGAGUGUUUUCUAUACGAGCCAAGCUGCACCAGUGAUUACCCUGAUAGCCUUAACUUUCAAGACUUGUCCGCCCUUAAUAUUGAGAGAGCUCGUGACACCAGGGUUUCUUUACAGAGGCAUAGAACAAGUUGCGGAUUUCCUAUCCUUGAAAGCUAUCAUACAGAAGCUGAUGAAGACAAUGAAUGCGAAUUUGAGUAAUACCACAUGCACACGUAAGAUUCGGCUGUUCUGAUCAAGAUGAUAUAUAAACUGACAGUGUUGGCGCCAUGGACUCUAUCUGUCAAUGGUAGAGCUGUGAAUAGGCGAGGUGCCUGAAGCUGCUGGUCAGUCUAUCGUGCCUAAUGCAAAUGCUGAGCUUCCCCAAUGUACAACUCAAAGAGGUAUGGAAGUCAUAGCUGAAUUUACAAUUGUGAUCUACUCGUUUCCACCACUUGUGCUUGUAAUGUAUGUUGAUUUACCAUUUGAUGUUAGAUGUAUAUUUUAAACAAGAGGCUGUCUGGCAGUGCAUAUCUCUUGGGGAGGUAGGAUGAGGCACUGUAACAAACAGUCACUUUACUCACUGAAUAGAAUGCACAGAGCACGUUUAAGUUUCUGAAUUUCUCAGACAUAUUUCUGGUAUAAAAAAAUUGAUGGAUAUAAGGAGAAGAAAUCUGUGAAAGAGAAGCCUAGAUAACCCAACCCAGCUCCACCCUCGAGUCCGUGACCCUUCUUUGCCAAGUCAAACCAACCAUAUGCUUUAAAAUAACGUCAUGGUCUUUAAUUACUUUCGUGAAUAAAUUUUCUGAUUUGGCUCUAGAAGAUCCUAAUUAAUUUAAGCCUUUCACUAUUUAUGCGAUUUGAAUAUGUUCAGUUUACAUA